CUUAAUCAUGGUGCCAUGAAUUCUCUGAUCCCUCCAGAAAGAAUGGCCCUUGUCCUUCUCCUUCACAGAAGCCUCAGCUUAGUCUCAUCAAGCCGAGUUCCCUUAGGGCAAGGGCGCCGACAAGCAGCAAAGGCUAGGAGGAUUUGCGCACGUGUGCGAGUGUGCACGCUGGUGUGCACGCCAGUGUGCACGCGCGGGCCGCUGGCAAGCGUGCGUUUCCGUUACCGGAGCCCCGGCAGCCUCAGACUGCGGCUGCAGCUGCGGAUGCGCGCCCGGCACCCCCUCCCAGUCAGUCCCCUCCCCCGGUGGCUCUCGCUCGCCCUCUUCCCUCCCCCCGCAGAGUCGGCAGCCUCGGAGUGUGCCGGGCAGCGCUCAGCACGCGAGCCCCUCCUGCAGCCGCCCCGGCUUGCACUGAGCGCGGAGCCUGGAGCGCGCGUGGCGCCCCCUCCCAGCGGCAGAGCGACGAUGAGCCGCGGCGUGGGGGUCGUGGAGAGCAGUGAUGAUCAUCACAAUGCCUCUUCAGAAGAGAAAGGCGUUUACUGGCUGUUGGCCUGCAAGCCAGCCUCCUUCCAUGGGGGUCAAGAAGAAACCGAAGAAGGAGCCAAACCACUCAAGAUUGGAGAGGACAGCAGUUCUGAGGACAGCAGUUCUGAGGACAGCUCUGAAAGUGAAUCUGAUAAUGAGGAACCAGAACCAGAAAAAACAAAUGGGGAGCCAGGAGAGUCUUCCACUGAGGAAGCUUCUGCUCAGGUGCAAGAGUGGGAGGAUAAAGACUUGCCCAAGGAUCAUUUACAUUCAGAACUUAAUAAAAUCCAACCUUCCUGUGAACACUGUAAUGCUGAAAAUAAACAGAAUGAGCAAGUGACCCCCAGGCUCCUUUCCCGGGAACAGUUUUUGCUAAAGUUGGACACGGAGGGAACUUACCAGUGCACAGAAACUGGCCUGAUAUUUGAGGUUAACAGAAAAGUUGACAUCAAGUAUUGCGUUUUGUCCUGGAGCAAAUACGCAGACCUGGUUGUUAAGCCCUGGAUUGUUGGUGGACCCUUGUUUGAUGUUAAAUGUGACCCAAACUGUCUUACUUCCAUUCAGUUUCCACAUUCCCUCUGCUUGGGUCACCAUGAUGCCAAUAUGACGUUCAAAGUCUUACAUGUUAAAAGUUCUGGGGCCUCGUUAGAAUCCACUGUGGAUCAUUCUGCAACCCAUGUCAAGUGGCAUGUGAGCUCUCUUUCUCCGGUGGGACCUGUUAUUCAAAGUGAAGAAACAGUAUACCACCAUGGGGCCGUGAUUCUCUACAAAGCCAUUGACCAUAAUCCAUCCUUGUCUUUUCGAGUGUACAUAGCAACCAAUAAUGAGUCCUUCAUCAAGGAUAUUUCCAAGUCUGUAAAGCACUCCUCCAAGAAAUUCAUGAAAAUUGACAAGCCUCCUGUUUGCCAGAAGUUAUUGCAGAAUGGGAAGAAAUACAGACUGAUCAGCGAACCAGAAGCCGAAAUUACCCCAGAGGAAAUCGAAUUUGUUGACGGUUCACUUUUAAAAUUGAAAAGUUACAUUGAAGUGUAUUUGGAGCAACCAGUGGAGUUUAAAUUACUUUUGGUUGAAAUGGAUUCUGAGGAAAUUGUAUGGAAAGCAAAGCUGAGAGAAUUUGAUGCAUAUUAUACUUUAACAGGUGACUGGGUUCAGCAUGAUCAGAAUCAGAACAUUUCAAAAAGCAGCACAAGUGGUAACAGGCGGCGAAAAAUGAAUAGCAGCUUAUCUGAUGAGGAAGUCUAUGACAAAAGAAUGAAGCAGGUUGAUACUUCAGACGGAGCGAAGACCAGAAACCUGCUAACAGACACACAGCUGAUUAUCCUUGCUGCGAAGUUGGGGAAGGAGUGGAUGAAAAUGGCCAUUGCCAACUUGGAGUUGGAGAGGAGCGAUAUUGAAGAUAUCCAGGAGAAGAAAGAAGAUGUUACGAUCUAUAACUUUAGGGUGCUGAAGAAGUGGCAAGAAAAGGAGCAGAGUAAUGCCACAGCCCAGAAUUUAUACAACUGCUUGAAAAGCAUCUCCGUUGAAGUCCAAGAUGUGCUGAAAGGUUUCUUACAGGAAAGGUGAAGUUUGGAAGAUGGACUGAAAAAGGAAGCCUCAGGAACUUUUACCUGUAAAGACCAACUUCAACUGGUAAUUGGGUAUGGACUUGAUGAGAUCUUGAACUUCACAGUCUGUGGAGGCAGCUCCUUUCACUGGGGGCCAUUCUGCAGCUCGCAUUAUUCAGGGGUAGAGAAAAUGUAAAAUAUUUGGAAAACUUAAAAAACCUCUAGAUUUAAAAAAAUUUUUUGCACCUCCUACUCACACCAUCCUGCCCUGCUUCCCCGCCCAACAUCUGUCCUUAACAAAGGUGCUUAAAAGGACUCAGUCAGGUGAGAAAUGUGGUAAUUUUCCUUUUGGAGUCUGUGAACUAUGAAAUUCAUAUCAAGUAUUUGAAACCUUUUUAGCAACUCAGUGGUAGUGUGCUUAAACUUGCACCAAUGUAGUUGAGCUUUUCUCAUACUGACAUUAAUAAUGAGAGAUACCUUCCUGUUCUUUUAGCCCCCACUCAGGCAUACAUGCCCCUGGGUACAAUAUAUCUUCUUAUGUGGGAUGAUUUCCAUAGAUCACAUUACCAACCUGUCUGGCUAGUGGUCUGUUAAACCGUUAAACCAAUCAUGUUACCUUGUCCUUGAGUGAUGAGAAAGGAAUAUAAUCCAGUCCCCAUCCCGUGUUGAGGUGCACGCUCAGAGGUGAUCUCAUCUCAGUGGGGAAGUUCAACUGGAUGGAUGGUCAGAGAGUCCCUUCAAAUUUCAUUAACCUUCCAAAAUCACAAGGCUAAGCACUACAUUUCUUGACUCUCACCCCGGAAUCGUUUACUUUCUGGUGGGGGGAGAGAUGCUACUCAGAAAUAGCCAGAGCAGGACCAAGGGAAAAAUGUCAUGUCUUCUUGAAGAAGACUUGCCCCAGGGAAUAAUGAGCCACAUUGGCUCUUGUUAAUUGGUGAAAUGGUUUUUUGGGUAUGUAUAGAUAUUGUCACUCUCCUAGAAUCAUGCAUGUGGCGAUUAACAUUUCGGAUAUGUUUUGUUAACUUAUUUGAACUAACUAUAAAUUACCAUUGGUCUUCUGUAGGAAUUAGCUGGAGAAUAAAAUAAAUCUCAAUGAAUUAAUCAGAGAAAUACACUUUAACUAUUGUUUUGCCUGUGAAGAACAAAUUCACUUUAUAGGGAUGAACAUAUUUUUAAUUGUCAGGGAUCCUGUGGAAUUCAAGUCAGUGUCACUUUAUGAGUUUUUUUUUUUUAAUUGUACUAUACACUAGGAAACACAUGGAGUUUUAACAUUCAGGAAUGUAAAAUACUUGACUUGAAUUUUUAAAUGUUCAUUAUUUUUUAUAAGUUUUCCGAAGAAACGCAUAAUUCCAGAGGUGCUUUGUAUGUAAGCCGGUUUCCUAACAAUUUUUCAUAGUAUGAAUGAAAGGAAGAAAAAUAAAUCUGCAUUUGUACAGUA
Herpailurus yagouaroundi (jaguarundi) is the source of this 3507-nucleotide messenger RNA. RefSeq lists its product as uncharacterized. The coding region runs from base 16 to 2088 and encodes 690 amino acids. The record is from RefSeq and is a predicted model, not a curated record. The transcript has 17 exons. Gene Ontology annotation, biological process: mRNA export from nucleus; signal transduction. Lineage: Eukaryota; Metazoa; Chordata; Mammalia; Carnivora; Felidae. Gene Ontology annotation, molecular function: protein binding. Gene Ontology annotation, cellular component: THO complex part of transcription export complex.